GUAGUAGACUGCGCGACGCUUGGACUUAACCAUUUGCUCCACUGUUGCGGCAUUGACAAAGAUAGCUACAGAAGCGACUAAGGAUCGCGAACAUGUCGUUCAAGAAAGGCGCUUUGUAUCCGUGCAACCCCGCCACUGCGCGCGGCGAGUCGACCAAGCUUAGCUCCAACGGUGACAAGGUCGUAUACGCGAACGGACGGACAGUUGUGAUUCGCGACUUGAAGACUCCGUCGACUGCGAUUACCUACGCAGGGCACGUACAACCCACCACAGUCGCUCGCAUCUCGCCCUCCGGAUACUACUGUGCGUCGGCAGAUAUCACGGGCACAGUACGUAUCUGGGACACAGUCGGUGAGGACCAGAGUUUGAAGGGGGAGUACAAGGUUCUUUCGGGUGCUGUGAAGGACCUCGAAUGGGACGGCGAGAGCAAGCGGAUCAUUGCAGUAGGGGACGGGCGAGACAAGUUCGGCCAUGCCUUCAUGUUUGACACGGGCUCGUCUACGGGAGAGAUUAUUGGACACUCGAAGGUUGUCAAUGCAGUGGCAAUCCGACACCAACGUCCCUUCCGCGCUGCGACAGCUUCAGAUGACACAACGAUCGUCUUCCACCAGGGUGCUCCUUACAAGUACGAGAAGAGCAUCAAGACGCACACAAAGUUCAUCCAAGACGUGCGCUACGCACCAACUGGCGAUCACUUCGCUAGCGUAGGCUCAGACUCUAAGGUCUUUGUCUAUGACGGGAAGACCGGUGAGACCCUCGGCGAGAUCACAGACAGUCCGCACACAGGCAGCAUUAUGGCUUGCAGUUGGAGCCCAGAUAGCAAGUCACUCGCGACAUCUUCCGCAGACCGCACUGUGAAGCUGUGGGACGUAGAAGCUCGAAAAGCUGUGACAACCUGGACCGUCGGCUCGGGCGUUGCUUUCCAACAAGUCGGCAACACCUGGACGGGCGGGGACGCUAUUGUUUCUCUUUCGAUGUCUGGCGAUCUCAACGUGUUCGACAAGCGUGUCGGCGACAAGCCCGCUAGCGUCCUCUAUGGCCCGCAGAAGUCGGUCACCGCUGCGGUCACACUGCCGUCCUCGAGCACCUUCCUCGCAGGCACCGCGGACGGAAAGAUCCUCUCUUUCUCCGACAACUCCUACGCGCACCUCAGUGGCGACGGCCACGCCGCGCUCGUCUCAGGCCUCGCCUCGGCGGCGGAUGGGAAGGCCUACUCCGUCGGCUACGACGACAAAGUCAAGGAGAUCGAGGGCGGAUCGAGCUUCGUCCCAGCAUCGUGCCCAACAUCUGCGCAGCCCAAGUCGGUGGCAGUUGCCGCCGACUCGACCGUGUUCGUCGCGGAGGCGAACGGCGUAGAGGCGAUCCGGUCUAACCAGAAGGUCUUCGAGCUCAAGCCGAAGUUCACGCCGAGCGCGGUGGCUGCGUCGGGGUCCGUGGUUGCUGUCGGCGGCGAGGACAUGAAAGUGCGCCUGUUUGACUGGGACGGAAAGAGCCUCACGGAGGCUGCGACGUUGGAAGGCAACAAGGGCGUCGUCAGCGCAAUUGCGUUCAGUCCGGAUGGGUCACUGUUGACUACAGGCGACUCAACCGGCAAGAUCGUACUCUUCGACGUGAAGGAACGCAAGGCGGUCACCUCCCGCUGGUCCUUCCACACGGGGCGGAUCAACUCCCUCUCCUGGACCGCCGACGGGAAGCACUGCGCGUCGGGCUCGCUGGACACGCAUGUGUACGUAUGGAGCGUGGAGAAGCCGAUGCGCAACAUCGCGGUCAAGAACGCUGGCCCUGGGGGCAUCAGUGCGGUAUUCUGGACCGGUGCGAAGACCCUGGCGAGCGCGGGCGCAGAUGGUGUGUGAGGAUUGGGAGAUCACCUUCCACGCGUGAAGGAUGGACCACGCGGUGUACGAUGAAGCAGGCGAAAGCAAAGGUGUGCGCAAUGUACUGUAGAACUGAAAGAUACUGGAUUGCUCUCUGGCUGUAUUGCGUGGGUUCUGAAAUUGCUGUAUUGUGUGGUCUCUGAAUUUGGACCGCGGCC
Molecule: messenger RNA, 2032 nt
Organism: Fomitopsis serialis
Lineage: Eukaryota; Fungi; Basidiomycota; Agaricomycetes; Polyporales; Fomitopsidaceae
Product: WD40 repeat-like protein
Exons: 16
Coding region: 93-1853 (586 amino acids)
Biological process (GO): actin filament depolymerization; positive regulation of actin filament depolymerization
Cellular component (GO): cortical actin cytoskeleton
Molecular function (GO): actin filament binding
Source: RefSeq, a predicted model, not a curated record